ACAACGACGGGCGACGCUUCGAAGCUGACGUAGUAUAAAAAGCAUCUUCAGCUGGCGCACAAAUUUUAAUCAGCAGUCAAAGCUACAACGACAAACAACUAAAAAAAAACUAAAAAAACAAUUGAAAGUGCAGUGAUAAGCUAAAGACUUGCAGCAAAAUGUGUGGAAUUCAAAUGUUUGUGGUCUUAGUGCUUAUGGCUUAUAGCUGCGUACGCGCCGAUGUCAGCCAUGUGGCGCCCAGCAGCAAUCAAUUCUAUCCGUAUCAACCGCGACAGUAUCAACAACAGCAACUGGCCAAACAGUUCUCCGCACCCGAACUGGAGCACGCAGCGUUUACACAAGUGCUCACCAGUCGUGGCUAUGUCUUUGGUGGACCAGCAGCCGCUGCAGCAGCCACAGCACAAGCAGCAAAUCUGCCCAGACCGCGUACACUGAGCGCUGCUGCUGCUGCAGCGGCGCAUGCAGAGGGCAAUUCGCUGAAUCUGAAGCUGCCCGUGCCGUUCGGACUGAUGCCACUGAAUGUGGCACAGCUGCCGCUGCAAGCUGGCGCGCCCUAUGCGCUAGUGCCACGCACCACGGGCCUCACCAGCUACGGCACCGCUCAGAUACAGCGUUAGCUUUAAGCUCCUAUAUUCCAAUUUGUAUAUAUAUAUAUUUCAUUUAAGCUUAAGCUAGUUCAUGAUCGACUGUUUUUUUU
Messenger RNA from Drosophila busckii, 697 nucleotides. RefSeq lists its product as uncharacterized. Bases 159 to 617 code for a protein of 152 amino acids. The transcript has 2 exons. Lineage: Eukaryota; Metazoa; Arthropoda; Insecta; Diptera; Drosophilidae. The record is from RefSeq and is a predicted model, not a curated record.